GCCCGGGAGCGACCACACGGACCAAGUGAGCGUGUAAAUGGAGUUUCAAUCGUUGUCGUGACUGUUUGUCCGCCGCCUCUCAUCCCUGCAGAAGACUGCGUUGAAGUUGCAGCAGCAUCCACACCACCGCGGCUCUCUCCGUCGCAGCCAUGGGAACCGUCCUCUCUAUAUCCCCGGCGACCAAGAAGGCGUCUAUCAUGGACGCCGAGGUCGCAGGGGAUGGAGUGAAAAACGACAAGAGCCUCAAGCGGCACUCGAUGUUCGUCUCUCUCUCCUGGAAGAAGCUGGUGGCCAGUUCGGCCAAGAAGAGCGCCAAGAAAGUGACCCCGAAUCCGCUGCCCGCCCCGUCCAGCCAGGUGGCUCAUCUCAACAGCGAGAACAUCAGGAAGACGCACCAGACCGAAGAGAAGAAACCCAAAGUGCCCAUCCCGGUCCCGGUGCCCACGGUCCCCAAGCAAAACAACGAGGCUGUAGCCCAAAACGGGAGGCUUUCCUCGGUCCAGAAGCAAUCCAGCAGCCUGUCUCUGGUGUCACCGAGGCGGAUAGUCAUCCAGGCUUCAACCGGGGAGCUGCUGCGCUGUUUGGGGGACUUCAUGUGCCGCAGGUGUUUUAAACUGAAAGAGUUGAACAGCGGAGAGGUGAUCCUCUGGUUCCGAAACAUCGACCGGACUCUUUUGCUCCAGGGCUGGCAGGACCAGGGCUUCAUCACGCCGGCUAACUUGGUGUUCGUGUACCUGUUGUGCGAAGACACGGUAGCGGACAGCAUCGACAGCGCCGCCGAGCUGCAGGGCACCUUUCAGACUUGCCUCUACCUCGCCUACUCCUACAUGGGCAACGAGAUCUCCUACCCGCUCAAGCCGUUCAUGAACGAGUCCAACAAGGACGUUUUCUGGGAGACGUCGCUCCGGAUCAUCAACAGGAUGAGUGCCAAAAUGCUGCAGCUGAACGCGGACCCGCACUUUUUCACCGAGGUCUUCCAGGACCUCAAAAACCAACGAGACAGCAACGAGUCGAACCUGGACCGCUGAGACAAACGAGACACUCGUGUUUUGUUUUGUUUCUUUUGUUUUUUAUUAAAAAAGAUGAAUGAUUUGCGAAAUCACACGCCGGUGGUUUUGAAUGUAACAGCCAGCGUCGAAGGCAUCUCACGUCUGGGCUGAAUGUCUCUAAUGAUGUUACACAACUGGUGUUUAGGCUACAGUCUAGGAGAUUUCAUCAAAUGCAUGCCAAUGGUACAUUGUCCUCUCUUGUCUUAUCCCUUUGGGUGACGCGGGGAUUGACUCCGUGGCGCAAAUCACCUUCAGAGUGACCCACUCGAAAAUCCCCGUUUCAUUCAUGAUGGGCCUCCUUGCUGGGGGAGUGAGCGGAUGUCGCAGUGAGGUGAGCUUCCAGGCAGGACCAGAAAUAGAUCCUUGUUUUUUUGUGAAGGAGUCGCGAGGCGGAGCUGUCCGAGGUGCUGACCUGUGCGGCCAUUUCUCCACCGCUCCCUGCUACUUUGAGUCGCUCUGGCGCGGGUCAGCCCAAUGCACCUUCAGCACAGAGGCCUAAGACUUGUGAGCAGAGGCACUAUGUUGUGAUCUAUUCAUUUCUAAAUCCUCCACCAGCUGAUAGGUAAGCGACUUUAAGAGGGCAUCAGACUUGGAGAUGUUCCUCUGAGGGCAACAGGUGAAAAGCUAUAGUUUCCAUCUGCACACCUUGACUGGAUACUGCAGAAAAGCAUCAUUCCGUGUCUGGCUGUCUUCACGGCUGGUUGGACUGUUUUCAGCUCCUUCUGUGUGUUUAAAAGCACCAAUUUCCUCAUAAAUCCACCUCAAUUUGAAUUAAAAUACCUUGUUUUUUGCAGCUGAUGUGACACUGUAGAGAUGUAACUGUAAGUGGGCUGUUGGUUCAAGCUGAAAAUGAGUGUAAGGGGCUAAAAGUGUAAAAGCAGAGAAGGGAGUAUCUUCCCUUUGUGGAAUGUAUUUGAUAAACUGCACUAAUUGGGCCCAUAGAUGGCCACAAAGCAAGAUUAUCAACCCAGGGCCUCUGUUGUGUUUUGCUUUCCAAUACACUGCAGAAGCCAACACAACUAGACUGAGUGGAAUGU
Messenger RNA from Chelmon rostratus (copperband butterflyfish), 2086 nucleotides. It is a transcript of the gene cdk5r2b, whose product is annotated as cyclin-dependent kinase 5, regulatory subunit 2b (p39). The record is from RefSeq and is a predicted model, not a curated record. Gene Ontology annotation, cellular component: protein kinase 5 complex; cytoplasm. Gene Ontology annotation, biological process: brain development; positive regulation of cyclin-dependent protein serine/threonine kinase activity; activation of protein kinase activity. NCBI's taxonomy places the organism in Eukaryota, Metazoa, Chordata, Actinopteri, Chaetodontiformes, Chaetodontidae. Bases 150 to 1028 code for a protein of 292 amino acids. Gene Ontology annotation, molecular function: protein kinase binding; cyclin-dependent protein serine/threonine kinase activator activity. The transcript has a single exon.